Pogonomyrmex barbatus (red harvester ant) is the source of this 450-nucleotide messenger RNA. Its product is annotated as activity-regulated cytoskeleton associated protein 2. The record is from RefSeq and is a predicted model, not a curated record. NCBI's taxonomy places the organism in Eukaryota, Metazoa, Arthropoda, Insecta, Hymenoptera, Formicidae.
AUGUUGGAAGGACUGCCCGAAUUGCUUAAAGGCAAUGCCCUGUCAUGGUAUCGCAAUAACGAGAACGAAUGGUCGGGCUGGGACGAUUUCUUAACCGAUUUCCGCCGUUACUUCCUACCGCGUCGGUAUCAGAUAAAACUAGCACAAGAAAUUCGCGAUCGGAGGCAACACCCCGGCGAAACCUUCUCGCAGUACGUCACGCAUAUGUUCACGUUAAUGCGCCGCGCAGGAAAUCACUCGACACUAGAGAAAAUAGACCGACUCUACGAAAACAUGAGGGCCGAGUAUAAAAUGUUCGUCCGGAUUAAUGAAAGGACCACGUUGCACGAUCUUACCGACCAAGCCACCGAAUACGAAGAAAUACAAAAAGCUCGCGAAAUAGAGAAUAAAAAAGGACGAGAAUGUCGACGCGUGAAUACGGCCGCUCCGUCGCAACCAAUCCCCAUAUGA